AGGCAGCCCAGGCAGUCGGUGGGUCGAGAGAGGUGCUGACAGGGCGGAGCCGCCCCCUCGGCUCAGCCGACCUCACCCCUCCCGCACGGGACAGGUGGUAGAGCGCGGUCCGCCUCUACCAGCUGCGAGUGGGAGUGAGGGAGGGCCAGUUCGGGACGGCCGCCGCCAGCUGCGAGUGGGAGUGAACGAGGGCUAGUCCGGGACGCCCAGGCGAGGAGUCCGGCGGCAGCAAACGGGUAUCGUGGCGGCCAAAAAAAUGCUCCUGUAUCGAGGGGCCCCCGCGGGCCCUGGCGCGCCGGGCUAUGGGCUGGCCCGGCCGGGCGGCGGCCCGCAGGCCUUUGGGAUCCGCCUGAGCACGAUGAGCCCCCGCUACCUACAGAGCAACUCCAGCAGCCACACGCGACCCUUCAGUGCCAUCGCGGAGCUGCUAGAUAAUGCUGUAGAUCCAGAUGUAUCUGCCAGGACGGUCUUUAUAGAUGUUGAGGAGGUCAAGAAUAAAUCUUGUUUGACUUUUACUGAUGAUGGAUGUGGGAUGACACCUCAUAAGCUACAUCGAAUGCUCAGCUUUGGCUUUACAGAUAAAGUAAUAAAGAAGAGCCAGUGUCCCAUCGGGGUCUUUGGUAAUGGUUUCAAGUCAGGCUCCAUGCGGCUAGGAAAAGAUGCUCUUGUCUUCACCAAGAAUGGGGGUACCCUCACUGUUGGACUCCUAUCACAGACCUAUCUGGAAUGUGUCCAGGCCCAGGCAGUUAUUGUACCAAUUGUUCCAUUCAACCAGCAAAACAAAAAAAUGAUCAUUACUGAGGAUUCCUUGCCCAGCCUAGAAGCCAUCUUGAACUAUUCAAUUUUCAACAGUGAAAAUGACCUGCUGUCCCAGUUUGAUGCCAUCCCAGGCAAAAAAGGCACUCGUAUUCUCAUUUGGAACAUCCGCAGAAAUAAAGAUGGAAAGGCUGAAUUGGACUUUGAUACAGAUCAGUAUGACAUCCUGGUAUCAGACUUUGGCACUGAAGAAAAGGAGACUGGUGAUGUUACUACUGAGCUGCCAGAAACAGAGUAUUCUUUACGGGCAUUUUGUGGUAUUUUAUAUAUGAAGCCACGCAUGAAAAUUUUUCUACGUCAAAAGAAGGUGACUACCCAGAUGAUUGCCAAGAGUCUGGCCAAUGUAGGAUAUGAUAUCUAUAAACCUACCUUCACAAAUAAGCAGGUGAGAAUCACUUUUGGGUUCUCUUGCAAGAACAAUAACCAGUUUGGAGUAAUGAUGUAUCAUAACAACCGACUCAUAAAGUCCUUUGAGAAGGUGGGAUGCCAGGUGAAGCCAACUCAUGGAGAAGGUGUGGGUGUAAUUGGAGUCAUUGAGUGCAAUUUCCUAAAACCUGCCUACAACAAACAAGACUUUGAGUACACCAAGGAGUACCGGUUGACAAUAAAUGCCCUUGCCCAAAAGCUCAAUACUUACUGGAAGGAAAAGACAUCUCAAGAGAGUUUUGAAAGCUCAGUCAUAGUCAGGCCAGUACUGAAGAUUCCUGACCAGACAUGGGUACAGUGUGAUGAGUGUCUUAAAUGGAGGAAGCUUCCUGGCAAGGUUGAUCCAUCUACAUUACCUGCAAGAUGGUUUUGUUACUAUAAUUCCCAUCCAAAGUACAGGAGGUGCUCUGUUCCAGAGGAACAAGAACUCAUUGAUGAGGACCUGUACUUGAGCAAAGCUAAGAAACAAGAUCAAACUGUUGAGAAGAAGAAAGUGCCUAUGGAAAAUGAGAACCACCAGGUAUUCACUCAUCCACUGAGGAUCCCUACUGUUCAAGAUAUGUCUGGAUUGAAUAAAAAGACAAUUGGAUCCGAGGGAAUUGAUAGCCCUCGUCUGUCUCCAUCUGUUGGAGAAGAAAGUAGAACUCCUCCUCUUCAACUUAAGCCUCUGGAUUCCAGUGUUUUUCAGUUUUCCAGUAAGUACAAAUGGAUCCUAGGUGAAGAACCUGUAGAGAAACGAAGAAGGCUCCAGAAUGAGAUAACAACACCUCCUCUAGAUUAUUCCAUGCCUGGCCCUUAUGGGAGGGUAGAGGCAGCUAUUGCCUACCCAGAAGGGGAGAACAACCAUGAUAAAUCCAGUUUUGAGAGAAGCACACCACCCUAUCUUUUCCCAGAAUACCCAGAAGCAAGCAAGAAUACUAGCCCAAGUAGGGAGGUCUCAGGUCUGUAUUCAGGAGCCAAAGACCAACUCCAGGGGUCCCUGCUCCCUGAAGAAUUAGAAGAUCAGAUGCCAAGAUUGGUAGCAGAAGAAUCCAACAGAGGUAGCACGAACAUAAACAAGGAGGAAGGGAACAAGGGACCUUUUGUAGCUGUUGUUGGUGUUGCAAAAGGUGUUAGAGAUUCAGGAGCUCCCAUUCAGCUGAUUCCUUUUAACAGAGAGGAGCUUGCUGAGAGAAGGAAAGCAGCUGAAUCCUGGAACCUGGUGCCUUAUUCUUCUGUGACCUCUGCCACAAUCCCUGCUGCAGCCACUGGGGAGAAAGGAAGAGGCUGUGAGGAGAGUGGAGGUCAGAAUACACCCAAGAUUAAGAACCAGAGAGAGCUGGAAGAAUUGAAGAGAACCAACGAAAAACUGGAACGUGUUUUGGCUGAAAGGAAUUUGUUCCAGCAAAAGGUGGAGGAGCUGGAACAGGAAAGGAAUCACUGGCAUUCUGAAUUCAAGAAAGUCCAACAUGAAUUAGUGACCUACAGUACCCAGGAGACAGAAGGCUUGUAUUGGAGCAAGAAACACAUGGGUUAUCGCCAAGCUGAAUUCCAGAUUCUGAAAGCUGAACUGGAAAGAACCAAAGAGGAAAAGCAAGAACUAAAAGACAAACUGAAGGAGACAGAGACACACCUGGAGGUGCUGCAGAAGGCUCAGGUCUCCUACCGGACCCCAGAGGGAGAUGACCUAGAAAGGGCUUUGGCAAAGCUUACGCGGCUGCGUAUCCACGUCAGCUAUCUCCUUACUUCUGUCCUCCCUCACUUGGAGCUUCGUGAGAUCGGGUAUGACUCAGAACAAGUGGAUGGGAUCCUGUACACGGUGCUGGAGGCAAAUCACAUACUGGAUUGAGCACCAGACUAUCUUCUCUGCUCUCCUCUCUUGUCCUCUCUUCUUUCUCCUCCCCUCCCCUCCCCACAACUUCUAUUCCCAUUUUUUUCCUUCCCUGUCUCCCCUCCCGCCUCUUUUUCUCUCUCACCAUUAUGCCUUAUAUAGAGAAUCUGAGUAAAUCCUGGCUCUUAAUCAGUCUGCUUCUUACUCAAUUUUGGUUUGGGGAAAGAGGCCAGUUAAAUAGGCUUUUAAGAGUCCAGCAACAGAAAAGCAAUAGUCACCAAGCUGGGUGACCUGAAAGCUUUAAAUUUCUUGACCUAGAUACUCGGCUUAUUUCAUAUCCUUUCUUAAAUGGUUGGUAUUCAUUUAGAGUUAAUCAGCAAAUAUGGGGCCAACGUACCAGGUGUUUUCUGGUAAACUAAGGAGUAUAACUCAUGGUUUCGGCCUUCAAGCAUCUAACGAUCUAGUUGGAAACACAGGACACAUACCAAGUUAACUAUACAGAGAAGUGUGUGACACAUACACAUGAGUGGUACAAACAUGUUAUAGAAGAUCUGGGGAGGAAGUUCAAGGAAGGCAUCACAUCAGAAAUGAGACCUAAAGUAAGGUUUAAAGAAUGAGCACGACCACACUGUUAAUGAUGGCUGUUCUUUAGAUGGUAAGACUAUGAUUGAUGCUUUUUCUUAUUCCUAUCUUCCUGCCUUUUUCAAAUUUUCUAUAAUAAACCUGUUAUUCUCCUUAUGUUGGAAAAAUAAAUUGUUUAAAAAAGAAUGAGUAGGCUUGGAUUUAGAUAUUCAAAUUAGAAACCAUGAAAAUAGAAGGUAAUGUUUUAUUUAUCAUUUAUGUUAUAUUUAACAUUACCUUGGGAAGAACAGCAUGAACAAGGGCACAGAAAAAACUGGAAUGUG
Messenger RNA from Choloepus didactylus (southern two-toed sloth), 3957 nucleotides. It is a transcript of the gene MORC4, whose product is annotated as MORC family CW-type zinc finger 4. The transcript has 17 exons. The coding region runs from base 257 to 3070 and encodes 937 amino acids. Gene Ontology annotation, cellular component: nucleus; nucleoplasm. Gene Ontology annotation, molecular function: zinc ion binding; ATP hydrolysis activity. NCBI's taxonomy places the organism in Eukaryota, Metazoa, Chordata, Mammalia, Pilosa, Megalonychidae. The record is from RefSeq and is a predicted model, not a curated record.